AUGGCGGAAAUCGAAGGCGGUCGGGCACCAGAGCUUGUAUCAUUUGAAUCAGAUGAAACCACGACAAAAAAAAGUAAGAGUGACAGCUACAAAAAAGGUGAUAUUGUUUUAUGUGCAAUGGAGAUGGGAAUAUGGUGGCCUGGAUAUGUGACACAUGACCAGGACACAAAAAAGAAGGUCACAGUAGCUUUUUGGAAUGAAGAUAGCAGAGUGACAAGACCAUUGUCCAGAAUUACAGAUUUUAUAGAAAAUUCUCCUCUUAUAGCCUCCAGCAUAAGUAAAGCUGAAAAUCAAAAGGAAAUACUGGAUACUGACUGUCCGAAAGAUGAAGACAGUGUCAUUUCUGAUUGCAAUGAUAUAGACUAUUGCCCUGAAAGUGAUGAUUACACAGAUAGUGAAGAAAUGUCAGAUGUUUACGAUGAGGGAACAGCCUUCUCAAAUGGUUCAUCGUGUAGUGCACCAGUUGAAGCAACCAAACUUGCCCCUAUGCAUUGUAGUGCUGAUACAGAUGAAGUUUUGGAGACUGCAUCACAUUUUCGACUUGAGACAACCAGAAUCUUACAGUCUUUCCCUAAAGCUUGCCAGGAGACUGAACCAGAUAUAGAGACUCAUUCGGAAGAUGGAGACAUUCAGGAUUCAGCCACAUUGAAAAAUCCAGACAGUUACAUAUUUGACAUUAACUGUCCGAAUAUCUACACAUUGAAAUUCCAAAAGAAUUCAAAUAAUAGCUCAAAACAUGGGAGGACAUACGAUAGAAAAAAUGCCUGUUAUUUCUUCCACAAGUUGAUGACUAACAUGCAAACACAUUUGAACAGAAACGAAAAAGAAGUGAUAGAUAUGGUGGAUAUGAAAAGGAAAAUAGAUAGUAAUGAUCCAUCUUCCAAACAAAUAAAGACACAGCUGCGUAAGAAACAGACCAUUCUUUGCAAUAAGGGAAACAAUUUUCACAACUCCAAGGCUUUAAGUGAAAAAAAAGGUGAAAUUGUUCUUUCGCGUAGAACAGAAACAUCAGUAUUUGAUGUAUCCAAGCAUGGGCCAUGCCCAUUGUGUGAGGAGUGGAUUACACUGCAAAAUAUUACUAAACACAAUGCUGCUUGUCCGUGUGCAGAUCAAAAGAACCAGAGUGCAAGUAAUUCAUUCAAUAAGGGCCUUGCAAUCAUUCAGUCAAAGGUGAUGACUGGGAAGCUCUCUUCACAUGCAUCAAAAAAACUGGAAAAAACUGUGUUCCCAUCCAUGACAAGAGACAACAUCACAUCAGUUGCACAGAAUGACCGAUUAAUAGUGGCUCUUGGAGAUAUUUGGCUGGUAAAAAACAUUGGUAAUAAAUUGAGGAGUAGAGGGUUUACAAGUUUUAGGAUGAGACUUGCUGCUAGACUUUUGCUUUUACUACGAGAAUCUUCCGGACUUGAAAAUGCAACAAUGGAUGAGUUUUUGAAUCCUGCAUAUUUUGAUAGUGUUGUCCAGUGCUCCCUGAAAGCCUGUCAUGAAGAUGAAAAUGAGGAAUUGAAAAAUCCCAGUACCGCAUUGAAACUUGGAUAUGACCUUACACAUUUGACGUCAGCAAAACUGGGCCUUGCCAUUAAGGAAAGUAAUGUAAAGGCUAAAGAGGCAGCGACAGACUUCCUUCGUUUACUCCAAAUGGAAUGGAGUGUCAAAGUUUCCAAAAUUGUGCGUGUUACAUUGGAAGAAAGGCAUUUCAAUAAAUUGUCACCUCUGCCAAUUCCUGAUGAUAUUGUGAAACUGGCAUCCUACCUUGUCACGCAACUGCAAGAUUUAGAUCUGGACCAAAGCACUAUCAAUGAGGCAUUCUACAGAGAGGUAGCUGUUUUGACUGCAGUGAGACUUAUGGUAUAUAACCGGAGGCGUCCUGGUGAAUUGGAGAGUCUAAGAGUUGAUGCCUACUAUAGAAGGUCCAAGUCGGUGGAUGAGGCCGAUGCAGCACUUAGGAAAGACUUGACAGAGUUUGAAAAGAUGCUUUUAGAGAAUCAAGAGCUUGUUGAAAUCAGAGGCAAAACUGGAAGAGGAGUCCCACUUUUGAUUCCUAAAGAAACGCAGAAAACACUUGCCUUUCUUGCAGAUUCUGAAAAAAGAAAAAAAGGAGGGAUUAACAAAGAAAACCCUUAUAUCUUUGCAAAUAAAGGUACUUCUGUGAUCCAGGCAGGUGAUGCUUUAGAAGAAGUCAAAUUGAGACCAGAGGUUAAACUUGUGAGCCCUCAGAGAAUAUAUGCAACUAAUCUUCGCAAGCAGACAGCAACAAUCGCAUAGGCAUUAAGUUUGGAUUCACAGCAACGGAAAAACGUUUGUAAUCACUUGGGGCACACACAAAAGGUCCAUGAUGCAUUUUAUCGACAGACUUCUGGUCUAGUAGAAAGAAUAGAUAUUGCCAAAUUAAUGCUGAUGCAAGAACACAACCUUGUUGGCAAAUAUGCUAACAAGAAAUUUUCAGAAAUCCUGUUUGAAGAACUUGAAGAGUCUAUCCAUGAGAGCAAGGGAGGAGACACCGAUGCAACUGCUUCAGAUUCCCAUCUUGAUGAUUGGGAACUAUCUGGCAUGGUAGAUUCCUUUAGUGAACAACCACAGAAAAAGAAGUCACAGAAAGUAAGAGUGAAAUGGACCGAGGUUGAAGAAAAUGAGAUCAAGAAAUACUUCUCCUCAUAUUUUGAUGGGACCAUAAAAAAAACUUGCCCUUCGCAACAACACUGUCUUCUGGCAGUGAAGAAAAGUGCAGAAAACCAAGGAGAAUUACACCGAAGAAAAUGGGAUACAUUAAAGAAGAAGGUUUCAAACAUGCUGCUAAAAAAUGCCAAGUACUCUACAGGAUAA
Messenger RNA from Ylistrum balloti, 2823 nucleotides. RefSeq lists its product as uncharacterized. Lineage: Eukaryota; Metazoa; Mollusca; Bivalvia; Pectinida; Pectinidae. The transcript has 13 exons. The record is from RefSeq and is a predicted model, not a curated record.